AACAUUGUGUGUCAGUCGACGAUACCGGAUCCGGCCGCGACGCCGACGCCUGGCCCGCGCGUCGCCGAUUUUCCCCGACGACGAUGUCGCGCGACGCGGCGCGAAUUCGCGAACCGUACCGCGACGUUAAUUGUCGUCCGUCCCAGUUUCGCCUUAUUAACCUUCCGCCUCCCCCUCCCCAUGCCCCUCUCCCUUCCAUCCUCGUGUCGCGCAAUUUGCAACCGGUGUGCCCGGCAGUUUUUCAAGUCGCACGUGCGACCGAGCACGCGCGAGCUGAUUUCGCGAAACCGAGGAAGUUCAAGACUUCGCGGGAGAAGUCUUCAUUCUCAUCUGCCAUACUUUCAGCGCGAUUCUUUCCUAGAGUGAUGCCUUCGUAGAACGCGGAGAAUAUUGCAUAUCGCGAAUUAUUUAUCGAUGGAGAGAGAGCUACCGGGUGUGAUCUACGAAUACAUUUGGAUGAUGAAAACUUUUAUGUGCCUAGUCGAGACGCGAGUGUUGUUUUGUGGGACAAGUUGUACCGUACUGGAUUAACUGUUGGUGAACUUGUCCGCGGACGUUAUUGGCGAAGAGCAUAAGUCAAACAAGCCGAGGGAGAGAGUGCGUUUAUUCUUGGAGGAGCGCCCGCCGCAUGGGUGAGGAUAUGUUCCCGAGGGAUAAUCGCCGAUCGCGCGAGUCUUCGAAGACCGCGCAAAAGAGACCACGCGGACGCGCCUUUCGGCCCUAAAAGCCUCUCAACGCUUUUUUAAGAUCGCAGCCGAGCGGCUCAGCGAGAAUUCGGCGAAUUUUCGCCGCGUUGCGGCGCGAGGCGAGCAUCGCCAGACUAAACCUGGACGUUCCCGAGGAAGCUCCGCGGCGAAUCGAUCGCGAGUGGAUUGCCCGGCUUGUCCUUGGAUUCGGCAAUAUUUCGCAAAGGUCUGUCGCUAGCGAGUCGAUUAGGAGGACGAAUGGCAUGUCGUCGCAUGAAACGCGUGUUGGGGAAUUGUCGCCGAUGACGGAGUAACGCGUCGCAUAGAAGCCAAGUUUCUCGUCAACUUCAAAGCUACGAAUUCAAUAUGGACUGGCUUUCCCUCUGCGUCUGUGGCACAAAGAGCAAGCUCGAUGACCAGAAGAAGGUCAAGAAAGACGGGAAUCGCAAGCGCGAGAGCAAUAAAAAGGGGAAGAAAUGGAAGAAGCUUUCCAAACGUAAAGGACAACAACAACAAACAGAACAACCGCCGUCGUCGCUCUCCAUCGAUGAGUCUUCGCACAAAUUGCAGGACGAGCAGCAGCAGCAGCAUCAGUUUGAAAAGAAGAUUGUAGAGAAGAUUUUAGUGAACGGAGGAGCCGUUAAUUGCUCGGACCUCGCGAAAAGUCACAUCGAUGCGAAUCUUCGAGAGGAUACGACAAAGAUUGACGAUUCGCCGAGUGACAUUUGGCGAAUCGACUAUCGCGAGGAUCUUGAGGAGGACUCGCUCCACGAGGACUUGGCAACGAGCACAGGCGAGCCCGGGCUGACGGAGACACGUAGUAUCGAUUACGACAACGACGCGGUGCUGCAUUCGAGAUGUGCAUCGAUGUGCACGGCCGACCAGGACGAGAAGCGGGUCAAGUGCGCUCCGGACGAGAAAGGACGCGACGAGGAGGUGGAGGAGGAGGAAGAGGAAGCGGAGGAGGACGCGGACGAGUCCGCCGCGAGAUCGGCGAUCUGCGGCGAGUUUGAGGAUUCGUCCUGGACAUCAGAGGUCGAGGACAAGUCGGAAGCGACCGGCCAGAGCUUCAGCAGGAAGCACGCGGAGAGAACUUCGUCGAGGAUCAAUUUUUCCAAAGAGAAGCAAAAGAGGUCCAAGAAGACGAGAGCAAAGGAGUUCGAGAAGGUUUUGCCGCCGAUCAAAAAAAAGUCCUACGCUGAGUCGCGCAACUCGUGCAUAGAUAAGAAGAUCGGAGGAUCCGGUAAAUCCGAGGAGACGAGUAAAUCCGGCUCCGAGGAAGCCGCGGCGCUGUUUCGUGAGCGGAGCGAUAUUCAGCGGAAAUUGAACGCGUGCAGUUUCGAGGUCCGAUCUCUGAUGGAUGAGGAGCGAAUUGGGAAAGGAAGGACUCGGCUCGAGGGAUCCUUGAUACCCAGACUCGCGUCUCCCUUGCGCCAAGGGGCGAAUUUUAUCAAGAGCGACAGCGACAAGUCGGAAAUUGCGCAGAACGGCCGCGUUCACUCGGCAGUCGUCUCCGGUGUCAAUUUAGAGCAGCGCACCGUAACAGUAGAAUGGUUCGAGAGGGGAGAAACCAAAGGCAAAGAGGUGGAGAUCGACGCGAUUCUCGCCCUGAAUCGCGAUCUGAGUCAGAAGAUGAUGGGGCCGCCAUCGCAGAUGAACAACCACAUGUUGGCGUCUUCGAAAGCGAGGGAGCGCGACUCCUCGGCUGAGGAGGACGAGGGGGUUGACGAGUCGGAGAACCAAGAGGAGGGCUCCCUCGGACGCCAUGGCGGUCACACCGCAAGAAACGGCCUCGCAUCCGCAACGCUUCCUGUACGAGUCACAUCUCGUCUCUCGCACUCCACCAGGCCGUCUAUUCCGGUGAAAGCGAGCUCGAAUAGGCAAUUGUCACGGCCGGUGGGCCGCCCGACAAACAUUAUGGCACCGGCCACCUCUGUGAACGGUCACGGUGAGUCGAAUUCUGGAUUGACAGGACGUCGGGAACUCGAGAAUAUACCGCCUACGCCGACGACAGCGGUCACGCAAUACAACCUGGCGACCCCGCUGCAGAACAAGCAGAAGCAGACGACGCAGCAGCAGCAGCAGCAGCAGCAACAACAGUUGCAGCUGCAGCAGCAACAGCAACAACAACAGUUGCAGCAACAACAGCAGCAGCAAGCCCAGGUUGAGAAUGGCCGAAGUAGGCGAUCCAACGUCGUCAAAGAAGUCGAGAGACUGAAAAAGAACAGGGAAGAAAGGAGACAACGACAAGCGGAAUUAAAGGAGGAGAAGGAGGCUCUGAUGAAUUUGGAUCCGGGCAACCCGAAUUGGGAAUUCCUCGCUAUGAUAAGAGAGUACCAGCAUAGCAUAGAAUUCAGGCCGUUGCGGGAAACCGAUGCUGUGGAAGAUCACCAGAUCACCGUGUGCGUUCGCAAACGUCCGCUAAACAAGAAGGAGCACGCACGCAAGGAGAUCGACGUGAUCAGCGUGCCCAGCAAGGAUCAGAUGGUGGUGCACGAGCCGAAAGCGAAGGUCGAUCUCACCAAGUAUCUCGAGAACCAAAUCUUCAGAUUCGACUACGCAUUCGACGAGACGUGCAACAACGAGAUAGUGUACAAGUACACGGCGAAGCCGCUGGUGCAGACUAUCUUCGAGGGCGGUAUGGCCACGUGCUUCGCGUAUGGCCAGACCGGCAGCGGAAAGACUCAUACCAUGGGCGGCGACUUCAAUGGCAAGACGCAGGACUGCAAGAAGGGCAUUUACGCCAUGGUUGCCAAAGACGUGUUCAAGUGCCUGAAACUGGCCAAGUAUCGGCCCCUGAAUCUGGUCAUUUCCGCUAGCUUCUUUGAGAUUUACUCUGGCAAGGUGUUCGAUCUGCUCGCGGACAAGGAGAAGCUCAGAGUCCUUGAGGACGGCAAGCAGCAGGUGCAAAUAGUGGGUUUGACGGAGAAGGUAGUGGAGACUUGCGACGAGGUGUUGAAAUUGAUACAGCACGGCAACAGUGCCAGAACGAGCGGCCAGACGAGCGCCAAUUCCAACUCCUCCAGAUCGCACGCGGUAUUCCAAAUCAUAGCGCGUGUCCCAGGCACACACAAGGUGCAUGGCAAGUUCUCCCUCAUUGAUCUUGCUGGAAACGAGAGGGGUGCCGACACGUCCUCCGCUAACAGACAGACUCGAAUGGAAGGUGCUGAAAUCAAUAAGUCCUUAUUAGCAUUAAAAGAGUGUAUACGCGCGUUAAGUCGCAAAGGGACGCAUCUGCCUUUUAGGGCGAGCAAAUUAACGCAGGUAUUGAGGGACAGUUUCAUCGGCGAGAAGUCAAAAACGUGCAUGAUAGCGAUGAUUAGUCCCGGGAUGAGUUCUUGCGAGCAUUCUCUAAACACGUUGAGAUAUGCGGAUCGGGUGAAGGAAUUAGCGGCGACCGAUCCUACGGAAAUUAAAGCUUCGCCGACGGACGACGAGCGGGGCUUGAAGAUCGAGGAGCAAGUGAACAACAGCGUGCUAUCGGACAGCGAUUUGGCGCAACUUCGGUCUCUCAAUGAAGGUGAACUUUCACAAGAUCUCUACACCUUCCACGAGGCGGUGUCCGCUCUGCAGAUGCUCGAGGAGGAGGUGUUGGAUAGGCACAAACUCGUCAUGGACAGCACGACUAAAUUCCUCAACGAUGCACACAGUGUGUUCAGUGCGACUCACGAGGUGGAUUACGACCAAGAAGAUUUGAGGCGGAAAAGAACAAAGUUUGAGUCACCCUACCUGAGGAGUUUCUCGUUGCGUAGACGUCUUAUAGAGAGAAAGCUAUUUUCCGACGCGUAUGCCCAAAAGUGGGAGCAACUGCUAAUACAGCAGCGUGACACUUUGAACAACGCGCUCGACCAAGUGAGCCAGUUCCGCGGGCAGCUUUUGCAGGAGGAGCAAAUCAGCCAGAAGAUGACCCGAACGCGCAAUAUUACGCGGUACAAUUAGAGGAUGAUGCUUUUUAAGACGAGCACGCGAAGGAAAGGGAAGAGAAAACAGUAUAGAAAAGACACACGAAAAAAAAGUAUAACGAUUAUCUCUCUCACCGGUGAGAAGGCCGCUUCUUCAUACUUCUUCUUAUUAUGUAUCGACCGUUGAUCGCGAGAACGCGUGAGAGAAGCAGACGCAUACACAACACACUAGUAGUGCGCCAUAUGCGACAGUCAUACAUUAUAUAUAUACACAUAUAUAUAUAUAUAUAUAUAUAUAUAUAUAUAUAUAUAUAUAUAUAAAAGAAAGAGAGAGAGCACGGAAUCUCUUGCCUUCUUCGAAAUUGCUACGAGACUAUAUCGUCAUCGACGAGAGAUACGCUCUUUCUUGAAAGAGAAAGAGGAAAAACAAACGAGAACGGAAAGAGCUCGCCUCUCGCGCAACUCACCCUUAGCGCGAUUCUGUACUAUAUAUAACGAUUUUACGUAAUGAAAUGGAAUAAGAUGAGAGAGAAAGAGAGAUCGGAUUUUCGCGAGGAGGUAUAAUACAGAAACUGGCGUAUCUCUUGCGAAUUUGUAAUUAUCUCACCGUUAUCUCUCACGACGCGAAUAAGCCGAAAUGGCCGGGCAUAACAAAAUAAUAAAUUCGGGCAUCCACCAGAGUGAAAUCAAGUGUGAAGUCAAACGUAUUGGAGUUUUUUCAUAUUUUUUUUUUAGUUUUCAAAACCGUAAAAAAUUUUAAGUACAUAGGUACGUCCGUGAAGAUACAGCACACACAUAACACGUACACACGCACACACACGCGAGCGCGCAUUUUAUUUAAUUAGCAACAAAGUCUCAGAGUAUUUUACAUGUUUCAUUACGGUUUUGUUACGGUUACAUGUUUCUCAAGCGACUUCUCGCGCGUUUUACCACUCAUCUCGGGCCGCGUUCCGAGACAACCGCGGAAAUUUUAAAGCGUCAAACACACAAUGCGUCGAUACGUAAUCCCGUGUGUACCAUUUGUUCGUCUUCGAGAUGUAGACUAUCACCAUCACAGAUGAUGAUGCGUCAAGCUAAGAAAUCAGAUUAACAUUCGUUUUUUUAGGCUAUAUAGACCGCUAGAUGUAUUAUUACGAGGGACCCAGUGUGUACGAUUGGAUGAGAGAAACAGAAAAAAGCCUUAGUAGCCGAUUUACCAGGAGACAUAUAUAUGUAUAUGUACAUAUAUAUGUGUAUAUAUAUAUAUAUAUAUAUAUAUAUAUAUAUAUAUAUAUGUAUGUAUGUAUGUAUGUAUGUAUAGAUAUCACGGCGAUACUUUGUACACUCAUACACACGGACACAUGUUCAUCGCGAGACAUAAAUGCAUACCAUACAUACACACAUAUACAUGCGCGUAGUGAUCGACAUUCGUAAACCAAAUAACGACUGAUUUCGAGGAAAAAAAUGUAACUUUUAGCUCGUAAGAACGAAACUGCACUGCGGCGUUAAUCCAGUCUCGAUGUUUAAGUUUCUUAGUAUUAAUAUCAUCGACGGCAUCAAACGGUCCAAUUUUCUCUCUUGCGUUAUUACACAAUAUUGAGAUUAAAAUCUUCAUUUGGUUUGUCAACGAAUACUCCUGUGUUUUCUUCCUCACUCUGUCUGAAUCACCGAGUAAUACGUACACUAAGUGGUUUUUUAACGUAAGCGGACACGUCCAACGAUAUACGUCGACUUUCGUGAUGAUUAGCAGCUAACUGGGGUAAAGAGUUUCCGAUCUUUUGACGCUCUAUGGACGUCGCUUUUCUUUUGAUAAACGAGAUCGCGGGAACUCUACUACGUAAGAUAAGAAUUAAUGAAUCUCCACCCUUAUCUUGUGUGUGACCUUCGCGUUCUGUAAAGUAUAUAUUACGGCGCGAUCGACGGAGAGCUAUCCAAAGUUCGUAUAAAGAAGACUAUCUCGGUGGAAAAAUCGUGGAACUCCUUCGACAGAUUGUAGGAAGUCGAAUUAGCGCGACGGAACGUAUCCUAAUUAAAAGAUAGACUUGUCGCGACACCUUAUUAUAUCUCGGUAUUUGUUAUAAUUUGAUAUAAGUAUUUAUCAUACCUUGUAAUUCGAGCAGGUCAAAGGCUAGUUCGCCUUGCCACGAUUCGUCGAAGGACGGUGCGUUGUAUCUCGCUGAAAAGACGUGUCGCUGUGUUGAUUGUGUGUGGAAAUCUGUCACAUCGAGAUCGCGCUAGAUCAUAGAGAAUUAAGAGGAGCAACGAUGAACGCGGUCACAUCGCGCGUCCCUCUUCAAUACAUUUCGUUCCAAACGUAAAUCCAUUCCUGGGCACCGCAAGAUCCUCGUGCGCGAGCUCGCGAAUUUAGCAAUCAUUAACGCGCGUACGCUCGAUUUUGUAAACGUAUAGUAUCGUGUUCUAAUUACACUAAUCUCACAAACUGAGAGUUACUCGAUCUAUGAAACUUAGAGAUAAACUAGCGGAAUAACGAGAAUAACGAAGAGAGAGUUAGGAAUAAUGGAGUAUUGACAUUUCUGUUGUGUGACGAGAGAGAGGUGUGUACGAUUUUUAUAUAAAUAUAUAAAAUAUAUAAAAUACUCAUAGAGAAAGAGAGAGAGAGAAAGAGAGCGAGAGAGAAAGAGAGAGAUGUUGUAAAGAGACAUUGUUUAAAGAAAUUACUGUUAAAUCAAAAAAAGUAAACUUAUAGUUACACCUGUCGCCCGGCGCAUUUUAAUUUAAUUUAAUGUAUUUAUCGAGUAUUUAUUAUAACCCGAGGCUGCGCGAUUGUACUACACUUAUACCGCUUCGCAUGUCGGAAACAGUCGACGUUUUUCCGUUACAUAUCCGACGACGCAACGUUUCCCGAUACCCGCUAAGAAGUGUGUGUGUGUCUCGCUGUUAUUAUUAACGAACACUUCGGACGUUCUCGUUCUAGCAGCGACUUUUUCGGCGACUGUUGCUAUAGCUCAGGCGUCUCAGUAGUUCCGACUCAACGAAACUUUACUAUUGGCGGAGCUUUUUUUUAGAUCACGCGAGAAGGAAAAGAGAAGAAAAAAAACGUUUCACCGUCUCGAAUAAUAGUAUUUUUUAAUAAGUAUAGUAGGGUAAUAGAUGAAGCUUAACGAUCGAAAGAUGUUAAUAUACUUCUUAUUUUUUUAUAAUCGAAUAAUUUAUGCGGAAAGAGAGGCGAAUCAAACGACGCGUCCCCCUCACCCCCACCCUCCCCCGCCGUCCUUCCUCUGUAUGUCGUACUUAGUGGUCGACCUCUGGAACUACUCUAAUUCGAUGUGCACAGAAAGAUUUUCGAUACUUACGAGAGAUUUCACGUUGUUGCUUUAUGAAUGAAAUAAAUCAAAUUGAGAAAAAGAAAA
Molecule: messenger RNA, 7938 nt
Organism: Odontomachus brunneus
Lineage: Eukaryota; Metazoa; Arthropoda; Insecta; Hymenoptera; Formicidae
Gene: Klp10A
Product: kinesin-like protein KIF2A
Exons: 13
Coding region: 1053-4625 (1190 amino acids)
Biological process (GO): microtubule-based movement
Molecular function (GO): microtubule motor activity; microtubule binding; ATP binding
Source: RefSeq, a predicted model, not a curated record